CAAAAAGUAAACAUCACACGACCGUCUGAGUGUUGUCGGAAGUUCUACUAUUCCCUACCCUAAUUAAUCAUUAUUUGCUACCUAAUUGCUUAUCAUUGUGCAAUAUUUUGUAUCUUAUCAAAUCUACAGUCUUUUACUUUAUGGAAAUUUAUUGAGGUGACACAGUGAAGUCGAACAAUGAUGUUAAGAAAAUUGCGAUACUCAACAAGCUCUGCGAAACAUUAUGAUGUAAUCAUCACUGGUGGUGGAUUAAUUGGCUCAUCAAUGGCAUGUGCAAUAUCAAAAAAUCCUGUUCUCUCAAGUUGCUCCAUUCUCCUCCUGGAGAAUAAUCCGAAAAAGAAGUGGUCACUUCCUCCUAAUUUUAGCAAUCGUACAAUCUCUAUCAAUAAACGCACGCAAAGCUUCUUAAACUCAAUUGGAGCAUGGGAUACUAUUGAGAAUAGCCGACAGAAGAAUGUCAAAGGCAUGAAGGUUUGGAGUGAUAGCCCUGACAUAGCAGUUUCAUUCAGAGCAGAAGAGAAUAGUUCCAACGUCAUUUCUCACAUCGUGGAGAACGAUCUAGUCAUUAAUACUGUCACGGAGCUGAUUGAAAAAGAACCAAACAUCACAAUAGUUGAUUCUGCCAAAGUCAAAGAGUACAGCCUUCCAAAAGGAGAGGAGCCUGUGUCUGUGUUCCUUGAAAAUGGAACAGAAUAUAAAUGUAACUUACUGAUAGGAGCUGACGGUGCUAAUUCCCAAGUUCGCAAAACAAUUGGAUGUCAGUAUUUAUCCUGGAGUUAUGAUCAGAUGGCAAUUGUUGGUACCGUGGAGAUUGAAGAUUCCGUUGGCACAAAUGACUAUGCUUGGCAAAGAUUCAUUCCAACUGGUCCCGUUGCUCUCUUGCCGUUAUCAGAUAAUUUGAGUUCCCUAGUAUGGUCAACAACCAUUGAAAAAGCUAAAAGUUUACUUAAACUGCCAGAAGAUUCCUUUGUUGAUGCCCUGAACACUGCAUUCACCGAAAAAUUUAAAGGCAGCUCUCCAAUUGACUACAGUUCGGAUCUCAUGAAAAAAGCCCUGGAUUUUCUACAGUUCACUCCAUCAGGAGAUAGCAUCGUUUCACCUCCAUUCGUGAAAAACGUUCUUCAAGGAAGCAGAGCAGCUUUUCCCCUAUCUUUCGGUCACUCAGAAAAUUAUGUAGGAAACCAAACAGCCCUCGUCGGAGACUCAGCACAUAAAGUUCACCCUCUUGCUGGUCAAGGAGUGAAUUUAGGCUUCGGGGAUAUUAUUUGCCUCAUCAGUAAACUCGAAGAAGCUCUAUCCAGAGGUGAAAAGCUAGGUUGCAAAAAUGCUCUGUUGGCAUACGAGACAGAACGGCAACGAGCAAAUGUGCCGAUCAUGCUGGGCAUAGAUCUGGUUUAUCGAAUAUAUGGCUCCCAAAAUCCAGCUUUGCAAGUGCUCACUAAUCUGAGUUGGCAAGUUGCCAAUAACGUAAGCCCUAUUAAGAAAUUUCUCAUGCAACAAGCAUCGUGAAGAAACUUCAUCUGAUACCUGAUACAAUGAAUUACUAUCGGAAAUCGGUCAAUGUCCAAAUGAACUCAGGAAGUUUUGUUUCAAAAGCAUCCCAAUCAGUUUUAUUCUAGUCAGAUGAGUGGUUUUGUGUUUGCUUUUCGAGGCUUGAGUUGUGAAACACCAGCUACCCCAAUAGCUCAGACUGUUAAGUUAGGACGUAGAAAAACUAUCAAAAUAUUCCAAUUAAGUAGGGGAACUUUUUGAGAUUCCCCUGAAAACUCUAUAUAAACUUUUGCAAAAGAAACUUAAGAGAGAAUAAGUAAGCAGAAAAAUGUAUGCUUAAAUGCAAGUGCAAGUGCUAAUGCAAAAUGGACUGUAUGAUGCAAUGCGUCUUUGCAACAUACAUAAACUUUUGUCCAUAUUUACAAAAAUCAAAAGAUAAAAAAAACCAGUAUUACAUGUGCAAGGUGGCAAUUUUAUGUAAAAGGAAAAAAAUGUGAAGGGUAUCUUAAUUCAAAUACCCGAACGGUCACUGCGUUUUUUUCCUCUUUAAAAUUUAGGUUGGUUUGUUUUUUCUAUUUUAACGGUCAAUUCUAUCCGGGAAAAUUUUUGUCUCCAAAGCCAAUCACAUGUCUUUUGAUCCCAAAAACUUGAUCAAUAUUAUUUUAUUUUGACUGUAUGUUCAGUAAUGUAAUGACUUUAAAGCUUGAAGGUGAGAUGCCUUUUCUUCUUCCUUCUUUUUUUUUUUUUUUUGCUGUGUAUGCAGUUGAGUUGGGUUCCUGAAGAAGGGCUCAAAAUAGUUUAGGUGUGCUUGUUUCCUCCAACAGCGACUGUCUGAGAAACAGUUGUGUAGCUGAGACCAUUGCUACCUGCUUCUCCAUGUAUUAAGAGAGAUCGGAGAAACAAACUUGCUCAUGUUUCAUGGGCCCUUCUUCCAGAAUCCUCCUCAAUUCCCCCAUUAAACUGCAUAAUAAAGGCAUGAUUUUAGCGUUCUGUCUAACUGCUGCACAAUGAAGAUUUUCCCCUGCAAGAAAUUAUUUUUUGAUUGGACAACGGAAGAAUAAGUAAAAUAAGAACACAGUUGUGAAGAAAUGGAUCAAACAGGAGGAAGGCAACAUGUUGUAAAGUGCUUCCUAUCAUGUCUCUGUGUCCCUCCUUUUACGUUAUGGUUGACAAAUUGUCAGUCCAACCAUGGGUUCUCUCAAUCCAAGUUUAUGGGUGGAGAAAGUACUAAACCAUGUAUCUUGGUUUGCAAAGUUGCAAAUCUCCUGUCACUUUUAAUUCUUUAAAGGUCUGAUCAUCAUUUUUACGAAAGAUUCACUCUGACUUUCCUUCGUUCUUUCAACAGUAUUCUCUGAAUAUUGUGCAGGAAAAUGUCGAGCAGCAUUCCCUUGGAAAAAUAAAAUCUAAGUGGAAGUUUUCAAAAAACCUAUUUGAGUCACGAAGAUAUACAAUUGAAUUAUCAAUAUUCCAUUUAAUGUUGAUCAUGGUAGUUGAAAAAGAGGAAAAAAUUAAUGGCAGUUAGCAAAAAAGAAUAAGAGUGAACUCCAGCCAUUACAAAUGUUUAUUUCUUAGUGAACAGAUCGAAUUCCCGUCUUGUACUCAGCUUGUUUCUACAAAAGUAUUAAUUUUUACAGGUAGGCUAGAAACCUGAAUAAAAUUUUUGUUUGUACCUAUGAA
Bemisia tabaci is the source of this 3168-nucleotide messenger RNA. RefSeq names its product ubiquinone biosynthesis protein COQ6, mitochondrial (gene Coq6). Lineage: Eukaryota; Metazoa; Arthropoda; Insecta; Hemiptera; Aleyrodidae. Gene Ontology annotation, biological process: ubiquinone biosynthetic process. Gene Ontology annotation, molecular function: 4-hydroxy-3-all-trans-polyprenylbenzoate oxygenase activity; FAD binding. The record is from RefSeq and is a predicted model, not a curated record. Gene Ontology annotation, cellular component: mitochondrion.